Messenger RNA from Leguminivora glycinivorella, 1247 nucleotides. RefSeq lists its product as uncharacterized. The record is from RefSeq and is a predicted model, not a curated record. NCBI's taxonomy places the organism in Eukaryota, Metazoa, Arthropoda, Insecta, Lepidoptera, Tortricidae. Bases 126 to 1247 code for a protein of 373 amino acids. Gene Ontology annotation, biological process: DNA repair; telomere maintenance. The transcript is spliced from 3 exons. Gene Ontology annotation, molecular function: DNA helicase activity.
CUUUCAAUGUGCUAAACUACGAAAUUACAAAGGAAAAAAGCUAUAACGUCAAUGAACUACUUGAGUACAUUGCUCACAACAAACCACUUCUCAAUGACAAUCAAAAAAAUGUUUACAACGUUAUAAUGAACCGAAUAAAUAAUAACACUGGUGGAAUUAUUUACUUGGACGCACCAGGAGGCACCGGUAAAACGUUUCUAUUAAAUCUACUAUUGGCGGAAAUACGUGCUACAAAACACAUCGCACUGGCACUAGCAUCAUCCGGCAUUGCAUCCACACUUAUGGAAGGAGGACGAACUGCCCAUUCUGCCUUACAACUACCGUUGAAUAUAGCCGAACAACAAUUCCCGGUAUGUAAAAUCUCAGGAAAAUCUGGACGAGGUCAACUUCUAAAACAAGCUAAAAUUAUCAUCUGGGAUGAAUGCACCAUGGCCCAUAAAAAAUCACUAGAAGCCAUGGACAGAACAUUACAAGAAUUGCGAAAAAACUCUGAAAUAAUGGGAGGAGCUCUACUCAUACUCUCAGGAGACUUUCGACAAACACUUCCAGUUAUUCCCAAGUCAACACCAGCAGACGAGAUCAAUGCAUGCUUAAAAAAGUCACAUCUCUGGCCACAAGUACAAAUACUGCAAUUAACAAAAAACAUGAGAGUUGAAUUAUCAAAAGAUGAAACAACAGCAUGUUUUGCUAAAAUACUUUUACAAAUAGGCGAAGGUACAUAUCCUACUGAUCAAACGAGCGGCCUCAUAGAACUCAAUAGUGAUUUCUGUAACGUAGCCACCACUGAAAACGAACUAAUCGACAAAAUUUAUCCAAAUAUUAUUCAGAACUAUACCAACGUAGAGUGGUUAUUUCAAAGAGCGAUUUUGGCCACUAAAAAUAAUAUUGUUGACGAUAUCAAUUUUAAUAUUCUAAAGAAUAUACCUGGUGAAGAGAAAAUAUAUAAAUCAAUCGACACGAUGGUAUCCAUUGAAGAAAGUGUCAACUUCCCUACUGAAUUUCUAAACUCUUUACAAGUACCAGGAAUGCCAUUACACUGCCUUCGUCUGAAAGUUGGAUCUCCAAUCAUACUACUCAGAAAUCUAAACUCCCCAAAACUACGCAACGAAGUGAGCGAGCGUAAAUCAGGGCCAGUUUUAGACAAGCGUCACACAGAGAGGUCAUCUAUAACAUUCCACGUCAAACGCAUUUGCUCGGCUGUCAACGAGACGGCUCCACGAGAUUUAUCCAUUGGGGCGUGGACAUAA